Molecule: messenger RNA, 2134 nt
Organism: Vitis riparia (riverbank grape)
Lineage: Eukaryota; Viridiplantae; Streptophyta; Magnoliopsida; Vitales; Vitaceae
Product: CBL-interacting protein kinase 18-like
Exons: 2
Coding region: 543-1940 (465 amino acids)
Biological process (GO): signal transduction; protein phosphorylation
Molecular function (GO): protein kinase activity; ATP binding
Source: RefSeq, a predicted model, not a curated record
CAUUUGAUUUUUUUUUUUUUUUUCAGAUCUGCGUUACUGUUUCUUCUUUGAUUACACUGGCAUAUAUACGUGUUUCCUUUUCAUUUUCCUCUGUUUGUUUCCCUAGAAAAUUCAGGAAAAUAGAUUCAGCAAGGUUUUGUGCAUCUGCAUUAGCUUCUCAGGGAGCCGAUCAUACAUUUUCUGGUGAAUUGAAAGUGUGACAGAGUAUUACUCUCUGUCUGCUGUUCUGGUUUAGCCUUCUUCAUCUUCUUCAGUAUUCUCUGGGUCAUCCAAAAAAGCAGGGAAUGCUGAAACAUGUGCUUAAGAGCCUAGAAUUCUUUCCCUGCAUUGGAAACAUAACUCACAGCACAUUCCAACUGCGUCUUCAAAUGCCCUGUGCGGUUAGAGAUCACGUGGAACAAGUACUGAAACACGACUUCUGCGAAGGUGGUUGAGUUCUUAUAUCCGUGAAAUACAGUCCUGCCCAUUGGACCUCUAUUUGUGUAGACUGCAUUAGCAGGAGAAAAUAUCAUAUUGCUGUGUGCUGGGUUUUUGAACUUGCAAUGGAAAAUAAUGGGAGUAUCUUGAUGCAACGGUAUGAAUUAGGGAAAUUAUUAGGUCAAGGCACCUUUGCUAAGGUCCAUCAUGCCAGGAACCUUAAAACUGGCACUAGUGUUGCCAUUAAGAUAAUUGAUAAAGAGAAGAUUUUGAAGGUUGGGAUGGUGGAUCAGAUUAAGCGAGAGAUUUCUGUAAUGAGACUGGUUAGACACCCAAAUGUGGUAGAGCUUUAUGAGGUUAUGGCCAGCAAAACGAAGAUUUACUUUGUCAUGGAAUAUGCUAAAGGAGGGGAGCUCUUCAACAAGGUAGCCAAAGGAAAGCUCAAGGAGGAUGUUGCAAGGAAAUAUUUUCAACAGCUGAUCAGUGCGGUUGAUUUCUGUCACAGUAGAGGUGUUUAUCAUCGGGAUUUAAAGCCAGAAAACCUUCUACUGGAUGAGAAUGGAAAUCUAAAAGUUUCAGACUUUGGACUGAGUGCCCUUGCUGAAUCUAAGCACCAAGAUGGGUUGCUUCACACAACCUGUGGAACCCCUGCCUAUGUUGCUCCAGAGGUGAUCAAUAGGAAAGGCUAUGAUGGAGCCAAAGCUGAUAUAUGGUCAUGUGGGGUGGUCUUAUUCGUUUUGUUGGCUGGCUAUCUCCCAUUUCAUGAUUCAAAUCUGAUGGAGUUGUAUAGGAAGAUUGGUAAGGCAGAAUAUAGAUUCCCUAACUGGUUCCCUUCAGAAGUACGAAGGUUGCUGUCAAAGAUCUUGGAUCCAAACCCAAAGACUAGGAUUUCCAUUACCAAAAUAAUGGAAAAUUCUUGGUUCCAAAAGGGUCUUGAUCCUGUCCUGAGGAUCACUGAAACAGGAGAGAAAGAGCCAGCUGAUCUCGAGGUUGAGGCUGUAUUUGGUUCUAAUGAGAGUGCCAGCACCACUGCUGAGGCAAAGCAAGAAUUGGCGACGCUUAGUAACUUGAACGCGUUUGAUAUCAUUUCCUUUUCAGCAGGCUUUGACUUGUCUGGUUUGUUUGAGGAAAAUAAGCAAAAGAAAGAAGUGCGAUUUACAUCUAGGCAGCCAGCCUCAGCCAUCAUCUCUAAACUGGAGGACAUUGCUAAGCGUUUGAUGCUGAAGGUGAAGAAGAAGGAUGGUGGGUUGUUGAAAAUGGAAGGUUCAAAGGAAGGCAGGAAAGGCGUCUUGUCCAUUGAUGCAGAGAUCUUUGAGGUGACUCCAUCUUUUCAUUUGGUGGAGGUGAAGAAGUCCAGUGGGGACACAUUGGAGUACCAGAAAAUAGUGAAACAGGAGAUAAGACCAGCUCUCAAGGACAUUGUGUGGGCAUGGCAAGGUGAGCAGCAGCAGCAGCAGCAGCAGCAACAACAACCAGAAGAGCCAAUGCCCCUGUUGCAGCCCAUCUCACCUCCAGCUUCAUAACAUGUGAAAGUAUCUUACUCUUAGUUGUAAUUCUAAUCUGUAAGUUUUAACGUGGUUUCUCCUAUAGAUAUAAUAGAAGUGUUUGUUGUUGACAUCAUUACUGCAUAACGUAUUUAAAGUUUCUCAGUUUACAUGGGAGCUUGAAUAUGUACUGCCAUCGAAUCUUCACAUAUCACGAUGGUUCUAUUUCCUUA